CCCACAAAUAGAUGGAGAGGAUGAACCAGUACAAGCAGAUAGGAGGAGAGAGAGAGAGAGAGAGAGAGAGAGAGAGAUGAACUCCUCUUCUUUCGCCAGUAAUGGCGCCUUCCUUCUCUUCAGUUCUACUCAGAAGCACUCUGUCUCCAAUACCAAAUGGGGAUUGCAAAGUGAACUUGAUAUGAGUAUGAGUAUCCAAAGAAGCAACCGCCCAACAUUUCGAGUUUUGGCCAAAGCUAAUGCAGCACCAGGUAAAAGAAGUUCAACUGCAGAGGUGAUAAUGGUUGAUCCUUUAGAGGCCAAGCGGUUAGCUGCCAAACAAAUGCAAGAAAUUAAGGCCAAAGAGAAGUUCAAAAGACAACGCCAGAUUGAAGCAAUUAAUGGAGCGUGGGCAAUGAUCGGUCUCACGGCAGGGUUGGUGAUCGAGGGUCACACGGGAAAUGGUAUUCUGGCCCAGUUGACUGGAUAUUGGAACGCCAUCACCAGUUUCUUUUGGUGGUAGCAGAUCUUCAAAUUGCAGACUUCUUGCGUACUAUCCAUCUGCAAAGUGCAAUAGAGUGUAAAGACCUACAUUUUCUUAAUUGCUUUUUUUUUUUUUUCAGUCGAAGGUGGAUUUAGGCUGUGUUUGGAUGCACAAUCGAAUCAAAUUGCAAUUUGUCAUUGUCAUAGGCUUGUCCUGUCCAUUUGGGAUUGGCAAAUCACAAUGACUAAUCUAAAAUAAGCAAAAACCAUCUAAAUUGCAAUUUUCGCCCCCCUCCGUAGAGGGUCUGCGCUCUGAAUUGCAAUUAAGUUACAUUCAAGUUGGACAUGAAAGAAACAAAACUGUGAUUUGUGGGAUACUUGGAAGCAUCAUUUAUUUUGUCGCUUCCCCUUUGAUUAAACUGAAUACUCGCAAUUCAACUCAGAUGCAAUUGAAUCCAAUCGUGCAUCCAAACAUGGCCUCAAGCUAAUACUACUUGGGCAUGUACUAUGGUUUCUCCUUCAGCUGGCAUUGUUGAAUAUAUUGUUAAUAGAAGGUUUUCUAAAUCCAAAACAUUUGAUGCUUUGGGGCUGACAA
Molecule: messenger RNA, 1057 nt
Organism: Magnolia sinica
Lineage: Eukaryota; Viridiplantae; Streptophyta; Magnoliopsida; Magnoliales; Magnoliaceae
Exons: 5
Coding region: 77-502 (141 amino acids)
Cellular component (GO): chloroplast thylakoid membrane
Source: RefSeq, a predicted model, not a curated record